Molecule: messenger RNA, 6174 nt
Organism: Alternaria alternata
Lineage: Eukaryota; Fungi; Ascomycota; Dothideomycetes; Pleosporales; Pleosporaceae
Exons: 10
Coding region: 1-6081 (2026 amino acids)
Source: RefSeq, a predicted model, not a curated record
AUGCUCUUACGAGUGGAAAUGCUAGGCUUCAUUCAUGCCAGAACUACAGACCCGAGAGCGAGAUACGAUCUCUACACGCAAGAUGGGUUGAGUAGUUUUUGGACCUCCCCGUCCGAUCGGCGUGUUUACCUUGAAUCCGAGGUCAAGCCACUCACAGGGAGCCAUUACAGCGUUAAAGAGGGUGUUGACUUCCUAAAAGAAAAGGAAGUCUGUGUUGAAAAUGCACUUCAAUACCAGUACUUCGACAGCUCGUACAACACCUUCAUUACCAUUCUGGAUUCCAGUCAACAAGUAUCCAAAAAUUGCACAUACCAACUUCCGUCUCGCUCGUCGCAAUUUCAAGCUUACUUGAGGUCAUCUACCAUAUUGAAUGUCAUAACCCCGAACCAGGUGAUUGCACGCUUGUCCGAUUGCCCCCCGCACUUCUCUUUGGUCGAAUACAAGACCUUCAGGUGUCUUCCUAUUGGGUACAGAAUCCAGUAUCAGAAUCUUCUGGUGCAGCUUGCAAUGCCAACUAUUGACUUGAAUAAGAUCGAGACGCAUUGCUUGCUUUUGCAGACCAUGCACCGCGCAGGUCCGCCUACAAGCAACAACAAGCUAGAGCGUGUUGCCCACGAGAUCCUCAUGGAUGAGACGUUCUUUCGAGCCCUUGUGGAUAAGAUCGAAACGGCUCUGAGGCGCAUCAGCGAAAAUUGGGAGACUUGGAGAGCUGUCGCCGCUCUAGUGCAGGUAAUGUUGCGAAUACUCAGCAUCAAUGCUUCGGAUCAGAUUGCCACAAGAUGUACGCAGCUGCUUCAAGAGGCUCGUGUGAUAUCAUUGGAAUGGUUGACUCGCCUCAAGAAACGGCUCCCUACAGUAAUAGACGAUCUGCAGCGGAAAGAGCUCUCUUCCAGACUUACCGAAAUAGGUUUCCUGUGUACGAAUACAUUCGACAUCGACGGAAGAUUCCUAAAAGACAUCCUUUGUUCCCCUUCAAGAGUUUCGGUACUGCUUCAGGCUUCAAUCGUGGUGCAAGAGAACAAAGAUGCCACAUCUUCGGAGCACGAGUAUCUCCAUCGCGCUAUGCUGCAGUCGUGGAGAUCACUGCUUCCUCGAGCUUUGUCAGUGCUUACCAGAGAGAUAUCUUCUGACAUCGUACAAGAAGGUCUCAACCGAGCUGUGGCGGCAUUCGUACUUGAGGAUCCUCAACACCACUGGGUCCACGUCGAGUACGAUGCACAAGCUGUACACCUCAGCCUCCUUACCGCUGAGUUGCUCGUGAACGGGCUGCCACUUUCUCGACUGCCAGUGCAAUACUGUCAACAUCAAUUGUAUGCUUCGCCCCUCGACAAGGUGCCUAUAGAGGUGACAUCUGCUGUAGAGCCAGGCAUGGAGUUUUCUGCGAUGCACCCCUUCCACCCCAAAUGGUGUUACAACCUCAAUUUCGGAAUGGAAGGCUCGAAUAUGCUUAUCCUAGCUGCUCGAGGUGGAACGAAAUUUGAUCUUGUCCCCUCUCGUGUAUUCGAGAAUCGACUUCCGACAAUGUCCGUUGCUGACUACUUCCACUGGUAUGACCACGAUACCGGGAAAGUAGAAAUUCGCCCCCGAGACGAUUCCUGGGCUUCAUCAGGCGCAGUAUCAUCCUUCGACGUGCUGACAACGGCCAAUAUUGGCCUCCUGGAGUCCAUCGCUCGACUGACACCAGGACGGAUGUUCUAUCCUUCUCAUAAGGAGGUCAUGCAAGAGCUUCACCUGCUUGAGAGAGACACGAUAAGAACAUCGUCUGUCCGCGUCGAUGGCUUUGGCGCAGAGUACCAUACCCGUACUUUUAAUCAGUGUUAUGAAGUCAUAGCUAGCGUUGCCGACCCGCAACGGGGACCGCGUGGUGCCGUUGCCGCUGAACUGAUUUUUCGCAGGCAGGCUACUCUCCACUCUCCUGUCCACGCGCAUAGCCUCGUGAAAUCCCUUCGAACAAUCCAUCUGCAUGACGCCACAGUCCAAGGUUACAACGCAUUAUUGGAGCCACCCACGCUUCGUUACAACGCUUCAUGGCUCGUGGAGCCAUCUUCCUUCCUCCCAGACAUGUGGUGCAACCUGCACUCAUGGCUUGCGACAACGCCUUGGCAUUAUAACAAGUUCGAUCUGAUGAUUUGGUUGUCAACUGCAGCGUUCACGGAAUCCGCAGACACGGAUGUCAUCCAAGCCCUGGCCGCAUUCUAUAAUUGCUCUGAUCUAGCGCCAGUCGAAAUCCCUUCGGACGCCAGAUUCGACUUAGCAGAAGGAGAUUCUCCUGCUUUAUCUACCAUUAAGAAUCUGGUACAGAUACAUCAACCUUACGAAGUUUGUCCUGAGUAUGACUUACCGCAGCUGCCCGGCGAGCAGUAUUGGCAAUGGGACAGGAGAAGAAGAACACUUUUUGAGAUGCAUCAAAGCAACGCUGCCAAGACUGUCGCACGCGCACUCCACAACCAGUGGCCCUGUGAGGUACCAAGUACACCACGUACUCAGUUUGCGGAAACAUACCUGAAUACUGAGAGGGCUAUGUCGGAGGUUGGGCGAAUGUUCAAAAUCUGGUACGAUAACCGUUGCUUUUAUCGAUACCUUGAGAACAUCUCAUCGACUCUGGCACGACAAGAUGUUGACCCUUUGAGGAUUAGAGACAACCGCGUCGCUUAUGUGCGCGAAAACUGUAGAGGGAUACAUAAAUCCUCUUUCUGCAGUGUCAAAGACAUCUUCGGCUUAGAGGCGCCGGCAUUAGUUGCAUUUUCAUCGAGCCCUACCGACUUGUGCUUGUCAAUGUUGCCGACGCCGCUCCCAAAGUUGACAGAGCAGCGAGCCAAAGACAAAGGUAUCGAUCAAGCCAGGAUGCGGCUCACGUCGCUUUUCCGAAAGCUCAGACCCGGUGCAAAGUCUCUACGUGAGAAGGAUUACCUCUUGGACUUAUACGCAAGUUGCGACUCGCUUGCACUCCACAGAAAACCACCCCCAAUACGUGCGGACAUGACACAAAGCGAGCUCUACAGGCUCGUGGAGAGAUACGUGCACGAUUGCCAGCAGUAUCUUGAUGAUACGAGCUCCAUCCUACAAAACCAUAUUCACACAGGCGAUGGGAUUGCGGUCAAAAUAGGCCAAUCACCCCGAGUCUCCCCCAUAUUCUGGCUUCAAUUGGAAACCCAUGGAGUUUUUGAGACGUUGCUGCUUGAGGCCGAGAGUGGUCUACUAGUCCGCGAGGUGCAGGAAGAAAUCGCAAAACGGAUGCGAUGCCCACCGAAGCAAGCAAACUCCGUCAUGCAAUUCAACAUGGGAAAGGGAAAGUCCUCCGUCGUCAUCCCGACCAUCGCUGCCUAUCUGGCUCAAGGCGACUUAGCCCUUAAACUCAGUCCCUCCGAAGCUGAUGCUAUUGGCGAGAUUUUACAAGAAUGCAGGGCUAACCGUAGUAUUCUGCUCGUCCAACCUGAACACAUCUUGUCCUUCAAGCUUAUGGGCAUCGAGUGCCUCAGCGGGCAGUCUGACGUAGGAAGGUCACUUUUGCGAACUCAGCAUUUCUUCGACAGACACUCCCGGGACAUUUUCGAUGAAAGUGAUGGAAAUUCCAUCGUCAAGUUUGAAUUGGUGUACACAAUGGGUACCCAAGCGCCAAUACAGCUCAAUCCAGACAGAUGGAUCAUAAUCCACUCACUCCUGGGAUUGGUCACCAGAUACACCGCCGAUGUCAAGACAAUGUUUCCCUCUUCGAUUGAAUUCAACAAACACCAGGCGUCACAUUAUCCUCGCACGCGUAUUCUCCGUGGUGAUGCAGAAGAAAAGCUGCUGGACCUGAUCACGGAACACAUAUGCAUGGUCGGCAUCUCAGGCCUUCUUUCCAUAGCGCGGCAGCCUUCCGAGAUGAGACAGACUAUCCUACGCUACAUCCGCCAGCGUAAUCUCACCCCUACAGACGUUGACGCAGUUGAAAAAGGGACUUUCUCCACAGAAACCACCGAAGGCCUGCUGCUCCUCUUGCGGGGUCUCAUUGCAGGCGGUGUGCUAAGCUUUGCGCUAAAGUCCAAGCGAUGGAGGGUCAAUUACGGUAUCGCCCGCAGCCGCAAACCAAAAACUCAAUUGGCUGUGCCAUACCGCUCGAAAGACAGCCCGUCGCCCCGGUCCGAGUUCAGUCAUCCGGAUGUGGUCAUCACGCUCACGUCACUUACCUAUUACUAUGGCGACCUAGAUGAUCAGGACCUCUUUGACACGUUUGCACAUUUCGAGAAGUCGGAUCAAUCCGAUGUUGAAUCGUCAUCAGUGCAUCACGGAGAUAUUCCCAUCGAUUGUUUUCUGUCCCACAUUGUUUUGCCCAAAGCGAUGAAGGAGUUUCCAUCCAAGCUCUCUGCAUCCGGCUGGGACCUUGGUGCCGUCAAAUCUCAUCCCACGACCGGCUUCAGCGGCACGAACGACUCACGUCAAGUACUCCCGCUCAGGGUUCGUUAUAUUGAUUCCGAAAAACAGAACCACACCAAUGCCCUAGUGUUGGCUUACCUACUGCAGGAUGAGAAUUCUGUCAAACUGCUACCGUCGCAGACAGAUGCUGAGCGUCUACUGGAGAUCGUCGACGCAAUGGAAUUGCCGACUCGGGUGAUUCUCGAUGCUGGUGCGCAAAUAUUGGAGCUCAGUAACUUUCAAGUGGUUGAAACGUGGCUUCGCAUAAGCAACUCAAACGAUAUCAAAGCAAAAGCAGUCAUCUUCUUCAACGACCAUGAAAAACUCUCGGUCCUCGAUCACAAUGGCUGCGUUGAGCGACUGCAAACAUCGCCGUUUUCGAAGCAUCUGCAAGAAUGUCUUGUAUAUCUCGACCAGGCCCACACCUGGGGAACGGAUUUGAAGAUGCCGAAGCAAUACCAGGCCGCUGUAACGUUAGGCGCAAACUUGACAAAGGAUGCGCUAGUGCAAGCAUGUAUGCGGAUGCAGAAGCUGAGCAAGGGCCAGUCAAUCGUCUUCUGCAUUCCGGAAGAGAUACAGACAAAGAUUCUGCAGUGCACCUCAAAGUCGUGCAGUACAGAGAUAGAAGUUUCUGUUCUUUUGGUAUGGGCAAUCGCAGAGACGUGGGCAGACAUGCGGCGGAAUAUACCUUUGUGGGCUGCUCAAGGUCACCGCUAUGAGGACUACAAGGAUUGCUUGAACGGAGCGGAAGCAACUGUAGAGCAAGCGAAAUCUUUUCUCGAAACAGAAGCGCAAAGCCUCGAAGAUCGCUAUCGACCUCGUCCUGGUAAUCUAUCCGAUGCAAUGAAGGAUCGGGACACCAUCAAUAGUAGCAUUCGGGAGAUCCUCAAGCGUUAUCGAGACUUCGAGGCAGUGUCUCUAGACACAGCAACGCUUCAAGAAGAGCAAGAGAGAGAACUCUCAACAGAAAUCGAGGAAGAGCGCGAAGUCCAGAGACCUGCACCUAUGGAAGCUGAGAAGCACAAAUUACACCCUGACCUUGUCAGGCUGGUGGACGCUGGCGUUUUUCCGGAAAGGUCAAGCGCAUUCAUAUCCGCGUUUCAGACUCUGAAGUCAACGAGUGCUGCAAAACAAUUUGAUCUUGAACAAUUCCCAGAAGACCUGCUCAUGACAGCGGACUUCGAGCGCACUGCCAAGCACCCACAAGGAGUCAUGUCAGACUCUCCCUUCGAAGCUGAACAACUCAUCGCGAAAAUUCGAACCUCGAAGCUAGUGACACUGCAUCUUUACGCUCCGCGUCCUAAUCGGAGCUAUGGCCCACUCGAUACGCUCGACCUGUAUUGCGUCGGCCGUGAGUUCUCUGCAGGCAUCUUGAGCCUUUGCCGAAGCCAGAUCGUUCAGCUCAAUCUCUUCGCCAGCCAACUCUACUUCCAGUCCUACGCAGAGUAUGCCGAGCUGUGUAGAUACCUGGGUCUAGCUUGGAAAACUCCUAGAGGGGGACAGAAGCUGCAGGUCGACGGAUUUAUUGUACCGCCUGCUGGUGUCUGGUGCUUGAACGCGAGUCCUGUACGGCUCUUGAAAGAUUAUAUGAAGACGAGACGAGAAGGGGAGGACAUGGAGAAGACGCAUCUCGUUAAAGUGCUUGAGUGUGGCUUGCUGGAGAAGUGCGAAAUCGAUAGCGAUUAGAUUGGGCGCGCCACUUUGAUACUUCCCCGAUCCUUGUCACGCUUCAUCACGCCGAGCAUUAAGAACGAGAUACUCGAGAAAAUGUCUAGAUUU